Messenger RNA from Neltuma alba, 2302 nucleotides. Its product is annotated as pentatricopeptide repeat-containing protein At2g17670-like. The transcript has 3 exons. Gene Ontology annotation, molecular function: protein binding. Gene Ontology annotation, biological process: chloroplast-nucleus signaling pathway; mitochondria-nucleus signaling pathway. Bases 352 to 1791 code for a protein of 479 amino acids. The record is from RefSeq and is a predicted model, not a curated record. NCBI's taxonomy places the organism in Eukaryota, Viridiplantae, Streptophyta, Magnoliopsida, Fabales, Fabaceae. Gene Ontology annotation, cellular component: chloroplast.
CCUCCUCCUUCCUUCCCCUUCUCUCCUCUCUCUCAUCGCCACGGUCUCCUCCUCUUCUUUCAUGUUUAUCUGAAUAAAGACUAUGCCCUCGAAGAAUUCCGACUUCAUUUGUUUAGUUUCGAUCAUCUGAUUGCAGAACGGACAUUUUCGUCUGCUUAUAUAGUCACUCCACAAAACUGCGGGAUCUUCUAAAGGAAGCUGUAUACAUGCAACAUUGCAGCUUGCUGCCAACGCAAUCAAGUGUCGCAGUCAAUUGUUCGUUUCGUUCUUCUUUUGUCAUUGCAAAAUCUUAAACAUCAAGCAUCACAAAUCUGCAGUACCCUAGUAGAGUUAGGAUAUUAGGUACCAUAAAUGGGGAAAAUUCCACCUUCCUUUCGUUCUGCAAUUUCAAACCCACUGCUUAGAAAGCCAUCGUCUCUAGUUCCUGCAGAAACUUCACAAUCGGCCGUUACUCCAUCUGGAAAGCCCCGUUACUUACCCAAGAAGUCCUCCAAUAAAAAACCAUCCCAACUGCCUGGAAAAGUGAAAGAGACCAAGGAUUCUGACCCUUCAACAACUCAAAAAGCACUAAAACUCUUCAAAUCUCCAAGCCUCUCUGAUGCCAAGGAUGUUUUUGACUCGAUCAUUAAGAGUUCAAGGACCUUCAUUGACCAUCGUUUUUAUAAUUCUCUUUUUCAAGCAUAUGCUUCAAUCUCUACUGUGAAUGAUUCUGUUGCCUUUCUCCGUCAUAUGAUGAAAAGCAAUCCUACUUUCUCACCUGACAGAUCAAUAUACCACAUCUUGCUUUCCCAAUCCUGUAAAACGCCUGAUUCAGGCCUUGCUCCUGUUCAUCAAGCCCUGAAUUUAAUGGUCAGCAAUGGCAUGAACCCUGACAAAGUUACAACUGAUAUAGCUGUCCGAUCACUAUGUUCAGCAGGUCGCUUAGAGCAUGCGAUUGAAUUGGUCAAAGAAUUGUCCUUGAAACACUCAGUGCCUGACACUUACACAUUCAAUCUUCUUGUUAAAAAUUUGUGCAAAUCAUGUGCAUUAAGCACUGUCUACAAUUUUAUUGAUGACAUGCGGAACUCUUUUAAUAUAAAGCCUGAUCUUGUUACUUAUACAAUUUUGAUUGAUAAUGUUUGUAACACCAAAAACUUGCGGGAGGCUUUGCGAUUGGUGAGUGUGCUCAGAGAGGAGGGGUUUAAGCCUGACUGCUUCGUUUACAAUACAAUAAUGAAGGGAUACUGCAUGCUAAGUAAGGGAAGUGAGGCGAUUGAGGUUUAUAAUAAAAUGAAGGAAGAAGGAGUGGAGCCUGAUCUUGUCACUUACAACACUUUGAUUUUUGGGUUAUCAAAAGCUGGUCGAGUUAAGGAAGCUAAAAAGUUCUUGGGUAUCAUGGCUGAAACGGGUCAUUUCCCUGACGAGGUUACGUAUACCUCAUUGAUGAAUGGAAUGUGCAGGGAGGGGAAUGCCACGGGUGCAUUGGCAUUGUUGGAGGAAAUGGAAGCAAAAGGGUGCACUCCAAAUUCAUGCACAUAUAACACACUGCUACAUGGCUUGUGUAAAUCAAGGAUGUUGGAUAAAGCCAUUGAGCUGUAUGGAGUGAUGAAAUCUGGUGGUCUGAAGCUUGAAACUGCUUCUUAUGCUACCUUUGUCCGGACUCUGUGUAGGGAUGGGAGAAUUGCAGAAGCUUAUGAGGUCUUUGACUAUGCAAUUGAGAGCAAGAGUUUGACAGACGUCACUGCCUACUCAACAUUAGAGAGCACGCUUAAAUGGCUGAAGAAGGUCAAAGAACAAGGUUACACAAUUUGAUCGGUCUGUGAUGCCAGCGAGGGCUGCUUAGCUUGGUUCCUUGAUGGAGUGCGGCAAACAUUUCUUCACAAAAAAUUAAGGUCGGCUUGACAGCAAAACUUGGAAACUACAUGUGUAAGCUUAUUAGUUCAUUUUCGAUCAAGUUGCAGUGGUGGUACAGAUGAGAGAUCUCGUUAGGCUGUCGGAGGAGUUUCUCAGCCAUGAUCCUUUGCUUUGCACAAGUUUCCAGCUAAAUCGAGUAAUAAGUGUAAAAUGCAAGGUAAUGAAACCAGUUGAACUCCAUGGCUUUCGGCCUUUUGAGAUAUGUGCAAGAUCUAAGCCGCCAAAACUUCCGACGGAUGAAAUUAUUUGCUCCUUCAUGCAAGAUGGCGCCUUCAUACACACGAAAGGAUCUGUUUAUGUUCUUGCAGACUCUAAUUUUGCCAUCAGUUGUUCCUUAUUUUGGUGUCAUAAUGUGCAACCGUGCUCCUGAUUUGUGGCAUUGAUAUAAUUGAUUUCAUAUAGCGGUAAA